GAUUCACAGUGGGGUGGGGGGGGGGUGAAGAUGAUGUCCGAUGCCAGCGAGAUGUUGGCAGCCGCCUUGGAGCAAAUGGAUGGGAUCAUAGCAGGACUAGGGUUCCCAUGCUGCUGCUCUUAGGAUGUGGCUGUGGUACUGGUCUGGGAUGUUUCCCAGUGCAGUCCUCCAAUAUGAGAAAGCAAGACGUUCCAUUGUUUCAGCAGUGAUGGAAACCAAUUAUUCUUCAAGGCCUACUGCUAGUAUGAUGUACAGGCAUUGCGUGCCUCAUCCAUGGCCUGAAGGGAGGGUGGCACGCCCAUGGGGAUGCUCCAAGGCCAUGGGCUACUCCAAUGGGCUGUUUGACUGCCAGUCGCCCACCUCUCCCUUCCUGGGAAGCCUGCGGGCGCUGCACCUGCUGGAGGACCUGCGGGCGGCGCUGGAGCUGAUGGACCAGGAUGAGAGGGAGGGCCUCCGCUGCCAGGUCCCUGACACCACCGCCGACGGCCUAGUGGAGUGGCUGCAGCAGGGUCAAUUGACCAACGGAAAUGGCUCCGCCAUGAUCUACCAGGAUCGACUGUCACGGGUGGAGAGCGAUAAGGAGUGUCUCGUCCUCCAGGUGAGUGUUCUCUCAGACCAGGUGGAGGUGCAGGGGGAGAAGAUCAGGGAUCUGGACAUGUGUCUGGAGGAGCACAGAGAGAAACUCGACGCUACUGAAGAAACGCUGCAGCAGGAGUUCUUGACCAGGUCCACCCUGGAGACCCAGAAGCUGGAGCUGAUGACCGAGGUGUCCAGUCUGAAACUGAAGCUGACCACUGUGGCGAGAGAUCGCAGGGAUAGUGAGAGAAGCUGGGAGUCUGACAGUCAGGGAUUCCAUACACCUAAUCCACGAGCACUGAGCAGGCCUGGGCUGGAGGAAUCAGGAUAUUGGAUCCUGAGUGGGUUGUACCAGGAAGUCAAUGAUCUGCGGUUCAGGGUGACCGAUAUGGAGAAUGAAAGACUGCAGUGUGAGAAGAAACUUAAAUCCACCAAAGAGGAACUGCAGACUCUUCAGAGGCAGCUGGAGGACCUGAGGAGGCUAAGAGACCAGGCUACACAGGGAGUGCUGACCUCAGACAGAACAGAUGGAGAGAAAGAUGUGGACGUGCUGAGGAUGAAGAGGGCCAUGGAUUCCCUGAUGUCAGCUUGCAAUGACAAGGACCGGAGGAUCGAGGAGCUUCAGGAGUCUAUCACACGGUACAAGAAGGUCCAGGACUUGAUGAAAGACACACUGAAUGAAGACAAUUCUGAUGACAUCCAGGAUGACAGAUCCCCCUCCAUUCAGGUCGCCAUGGAUGCAGACCAGGCCACACUGGCGGUUAGGGAGGAGACAGGAAGGAGCUGUGAUGAGAUUCCAUCUAUUGCAGUGUUUUCAGAGCUGGAGCAGGAGAGCCUGAUACAGGAACCAGACACAGACAGUCCACCAGAGGUCCCGCCACAUUCAGCAGGUAGCUUGGGCCACAUAAACAGCAACACAGAGCAGACCACAGUUGAGGUGCCCAGCCCCCCAUCAAACCCCAGCAGUAAUGAAAGCUUUGGGAACAAGAAGGCCCGCUCCUCCUUUGGACGUGGUUUCUUCAAGAUGCGUGGAGGCAAGAGGACGUCCAGUGCCCCAAAUCUGGAUCGCAGCCGGAGUGCGAGUGCGCCUACGUUGGCUGAGACCGAGCGUAAUGGCACAGACCACUUGGACUUGACUGGUGCCCCACCAGACAAACCUCAGGGAGGAGAAAGCAGCCAGACCCUACCUUCCUCACCAGAGGCCAAGAAGAAGUCCAGAGGCUUUAAGAAGUUCUUAGGCAGGCUGAAGAGAAGUCACUCCACCUCGCUAGACCUGGAGGAGACUGAGUUCAGGAGGGGAGGAGUCAGAGCCACGGCCGGCCCCCGACUGGGCUGGUCACGUGACCUGCAGCACAGCGCCAAUGAUGUGGACGCUCCCUUUGCUCAGUGGAGUAAGGAGCAGGUGUGUGUGUGGCUGCAGGAGCAGGGCCUGGGGCUGCACGUGGCUCAAGCCCAGCAGUGGAUCCGCUCAGGAUUCACCCUGCUGCAGGCCUCCCAGCAUGACCUGGAGAAGGAGUUGGGGAUCAAACAGCCCCUCCACAGGAAGAAGCUGCAGCUGGCUCUCCAGGCACUGGGAUCAGAGGAGGAUGUCAGCCAGGCCAAACUGGACCACAACUGGGUGACCAGAUGGCUUGAUGACAUUGGUCUGCCGCAGUAUAAGAGCCAGUUUGAUGAGGGGAGGGUCGAUGGGCGAAUGCUACACUACAUGACUGUGGAUGACCUGCUGUCUCUAAAAGUGGGCAGUGUUCUCCACCACCUCAGCAUCAAGAGAGCCAUCCAGGUCCUCCGGCUCAACUUCUACGAGCCCAACUGCCUCCGCCGACGGCCCUCUGACGGGAAUAACAUCACGCCAGCGGAGAUCUCCCAGUGGACCAAUCACAGAGUGAUGGAGUGGCUGAGAUCAGUGGACCUGGCUGAGUACGCUCCUAACCUGAGGGGCAGCGGUGUGCACGGGGGGGUCAUGGUGCUGGAGCCUCGCUUCAACGUGGAGUCCCUAGCCCUCCUGCUCAACAUCCCUCCCAACAAGACCCUGCUGCGCCGCCACCUGGCCACCCACUUCCACCUGCUCAUCGGCUCCGCUGCCCAGCGCAGCAAACAGGAGUGUCUGGAGAACCCUGACUACACCCUGCUCACUGCCACCGCCAAGGUCAAGCCCAGAAAGCUGUCGUUCGGUGGCUUCGGGACCCUGCGUAAGAAGCGCCAGGAGGACAGCGAGGAGUACGUGUGCCCCAUGGAUGUGGAGAUGCCCAAGAACAGCAGCUUCCAGGGGGGCCUGAGGAGCUACGAGGACGACCUGGACCAGUUGGAGCAGAUGGAAGACUCGGAAGGGGCUGUGAGGCAGAUAGGAGCAUUUUCUGAGGAAAUUGACAACCUGACGAGCAUGCUGAAGGAAGAUGAGUUCUUCAGCGAGGUCUCCUCUCGCUCCCCCGAGGCCAGUGUCACCGAUGACGACUCCAACAUGUGAGGGAGAGUCCCCGCCAAUUAAAUGUAUUAACUUUAGAUGACUGACGGGGCGCUGUUUUGCAGCCACCACACAGCCAUUUUGUUACUCCUCCAUUGUAAAAAAGAUGUUGGAAGUUAUAGAAAUGCAAUGUCUACAUUUGUUUUUGACAAGUAUAUUCUGUUAGACACCUAAUAGAAUAAAUACCUAAUUUUGUCCUUUAACAUUUUUGUGAAAUGCUGUAGAAUUCAAUUCAUUCCUAUGGAGGAGUGCUCCUUCUGAGGAGUACCAAUAUGGCCAUUUGCAUAGCAUCAGCAAUCCAGGUUUUAUACACAUCAUUGGUCCCUGCUGGUGUCGCCAUGCCAACCUAAUGAAGCGUUGUGACUGGCUCGCUUCUACAACCUGUGAGACCACUUAUGCCCUUAGACUUAAGUUGUUGUCAUUUCAACAAUUUACAAUCUCUCUCUGCAUUCCCAAGUGAAGUUAUACAUGUGUAUUUAUUUAAGUUGUUGAAAUGUAGUGCAUGAAUUGAGAUUUCAACAUAGGAGCAUUUAUUUUAUACUUCAUACUUUUAUUGUAUUGCAGAACUGGUUUUUAUAUAUUUGUUUGAAUAUCCACAAAUGAGUCCCUUACAUGGUAUGCCCUUGUCCCAACUUAUUUUUGGAAGUAAUUAUUAGCCAUUAUAUAACCUGAAAGAUUGGUCAAGUUGCAGUGGGACAUUUAGAUCUGUCAUCAGACCACAGUUGGCUGUGCUCAACUGAAGUCAAAACAUUGCAGGCUGGCUUAAUCCAGAAUUAUAAUUUCCUCUCCAUGUUGUCCUCUCAUUUGAUGCUCCUAUCUGCAUGUUUUGUUUGUGUCCCAAAUUAUUUCACUAUUAUCACUUUGGUUUGUCCUCCCAUGUUGUUGAAUUUGUCAUAAUAUCCAUGAAUCUUAGGAACAUUACAUGGAAGCCCAACCUUCUAGAUUGUAAACAUCACCACAAAGCAAUGAUAUCGUUCUGCAAGCCAUAACCAUACCAGUGAACACUGUAAUGUACUGUGUACUGUUUCUAUGCUUCUUUUUUUGUAAAGAGUUGUCAAUAAAAACUAAUCUGGUAAAAAAUGAUGGGCUACAUAUAACUGUAUAUACUAGCCCAGGCAUUCCCAAGCUGGGGUAGCACAAUGCCAUAGGGGGUACGCCAAAUAUAAAUGUGAUUCACUUCUUAAAUAAUU
This is a messenger RNA of Oncorhynchus keta (chum salmon), 4227 nucleotides long. Its product is annotated as liprin-beta-1-like. Gene Ontology annotation, biological process: neuromuscular junction development. Gene Ontology annotation, cellular component: presynaptic active zone. The record is from RefSeq and is a predicted model, not a curated record. NCBI's taxonomy places the organism in Eukaryota, Metazoa, Chordata, Actinopteri, Salmoniformes, Salmonidae. Gene Ontology annotation, molecular function: protein binding. The coding region runs from base 125 to 3040 and encodes 971 amino acids. The transcript has 27 exons.